Mesorhabditis belari is the source of this 1248-nucleotide messenger RNA. The record is from the annotation of a GenBank genome assembly. Lineage: Eukaryota; Metazoa; Nematoda; Chromadorea; Rhabditida; Rhabditidae.
AUGGCUCCGGUUAUUCAAAUUUCCCCAAAACGUUCAUCAUUUAUCGAUGAUUUAGAUGAAUUCUUGGUACAAGGGCUACAACCUGAAAUUUUGUAUCGAAUCGAGUUGAUUCUUUUUCACAAAACGAAAUUUAUUGCAAACGCAUUUUUUGUGAGUGAUGAGAACGGGGUAAUUGAUUUGAGCAAAGAAGCUCCACUAUUUGGAUUUUAUAAAGGUGUUGAUAAAAUGGGUCUUUUCACAGCUCUUUAUCAGGAUCCACUUGAGCGUUUUGGAUCAAAAUUGAACUUGUCUCCAGUGCCUGAGACUCUGAACUACAAGAUUUCUGUGCAUAUCAUAGAAGAACGCGAUUCGGUGGCCGAUUGUGAGAUCGAGAGGGUGAUUUGGCCGGAAAAUAUUCAGAGAACUGCUUUGGAACAUCAGAGACUUGAUGGAGUCAUUUUUUCACCAAAAGAUCCCGAAAUUUGCCCACUUCCCUGCAUUCUUGAUCUCUCGGGUGUUGGCGGGAUCAAAGAGCAUCGUGCCUGUUUCCUCGCUCAAUCUGGCUAUCUCGUUCUCUCGUUGGCUUUAUAUGGAAAAAGUGAAAAGCUACCGAAAAGACACGAAGAUGUCAAUACGGAAUAUAUUCUUGAAGCGAUCGAUUAUCUGACUAGUUUACGCAAUGCCACUGAGCAAGUGAUUCUCAUUGGGACAUCGCUUGGUGGAACUUGGGCAUAUCAUGCGGCAACGAGAUCGAACAAGGUAAAAGCAGCGAUCAGUAUUAAUGGACAAGGAGGCUACUAUUUUGUUUCACAAAUCAAAGAAAAUGGAAAGAGAUUGCCGUGGACACCAUUGACUCCGGAGGCUCUGAGCCAAGUCGAGAUCGAGAAUGGUUGCGUUUCGUACGCGAAAAUGUAUGAAGCGUGUGAAGCUGAAGAGAAACACAAAAUUCCACUCGAAAGCCUCAAUUCUCAUCAAAAUCUCUUCUAUAUUGCAAGCGAAUGGGACAAAGCAAUUCCUGCCUUGCAACAGUGCAAAUGGAUCGAAGAACGAAUGAAAAAUGCCGGGAAAAGCGAUAGUUUUAACUUCGAAAUCGCUUCCAAGGGCUCUCACAUGUUGGACGUGCCAUUUAUGCCGAUUUGUGAUGUCACCUAUGUUGCUGGUAAAUUUUUGCUAUUUGGAGGUGAUCCUUAUAUAUCUGGGUGUGAGCAGAGAAGAAUUUGGCCGAAAAUUUUGGAGUUUAUCAAGAAAAAUUUCGAAGAAAUCAAGCAA